Molecule: messenger RNA, 1393 nt
Organism: Helianthus annuus (common sunflower)
Lineage: Eukaryota; Viridiplantae; Streptophyta; Magnoliopsida; Asterales; Asteraceae
Product: tRNA pseudouridine synthase A
Exons: 11
Coding region: 66-1202 (378 amino acids)
Biological process (GO): tRNA pseudouridine synthesis
Molecular function (GO): pseudouridine synthase activity; RNA binding
Source: RefSeq, a predicted model, not a curated record
ACGCCCCCCUUAACAUUUCUAAAACCCUCUUUUUCAACCUUACAACAACUUAACGAUACUCAACAAUGACACUCAACGAUCAACAACCGCCUCUAAUAACCACCAACUCGCCGGAAAACCGCCCUGAAUCUCCCAACCGCCCAUCAAAAAUCGCCAAACUCACUUCACAACACAACGAACCAGAACCAGAACCACAACCAGAUUCAGAACCAGAAGAACGUGAAACCAGCACAACAAUGGGGCAAAACCCUAGGGCAACAAUUCAGAGAUACUUAAUUGCAAUCGAGUACUUUGGAACUCGAUUCUCCGGUGCUCAACAACAAGCGCCUAAUUGCAGGACUGUUGUAGGCGUUCUUCAGAGUGCGUUUCACAAGUUUAUUGGGCAGCCGGUUUCGAUUUUCUGCUCCAGUCGGACGGAUGCUGGAGUACAUGCUUUAUCAAAUGUUUGUCAUGUAGAUGUAGAACGAAUAAGCAAAAGGAAACCUGGUGAAGUGUUGCCACCUCAUGAACCUUCUGUAGUCAAGAAAGCGGUCAACCAUUUCUUACAGAAGAAUGAAGGUGAUAUUAUGAUUACUGAUGUUCGAUGUGUUGCGGCUGAUUUUCAUGCUAGAUAUAAAGCUCAAGAGCGAACUUACUUCUACCGGCUGCUAUCAGGUCCAGAACAUCCAUCGACAUUUGAGAAAGAUAGGGCAUGGCAUGUACCUGAGGAACUAGAUCUUCAAGCAAUGCAGAAAGCUUGCAAGGUUCUCGUGGGACUUCAUGAUUUCACUUCUUUUCGAGCUUCUGGUUGCCAGGCAAAAUCACCAAUCAGAAACUUAGACGAGCUUAAUGUCAUCGAGGUUUUGCCAUCACCAUAUUUCCCAUCAGCAACGGAGAGAGAAACACAAAAUUUAGUGGGUCAAGCUCUUUCUGAGUCAAACGGUGGAUUAUCUUGUUCUAAUCAAAAUAAAGCCAUUGAGGAAUCGAGUCUAGGGUUUGGCAUGAGGAGAAGGCAUCGCUGCUUUGUAGUUACUGCACGCGCACGUUCUUUUUUGUACCAUCAGGUGAGACUUCUUGUUGGUGCUUUAAAGUCUGUCGGCACCGGAGAUCUAACAGUUUCAGAUGUUGAACGCAUCCUGGAAGCUAAGAAUGUAACCGCUAAUGGUCCAAUGGCUCCUGCAUGUGGUUUGUACCUUGCCCAUGUCAAAUAUGAUCUCCCAUGAUUGUUUCGCCAGUCUGUGAACUGCCACAAGGACUUGAUUCUUCUGUUCCGUAAACUCAAGUUUUCUGCAGUUUAAUGGAAUUUGCUCUCGCGUAUUAUUGAUGGUUUCUCGUGAUGAUUUCUGCAGUCACAGUGUAUCCCUUUUUUGUAGAAUAUGAAUAUUGCUAUUUAUUCGACAUUUUGGUUGCAUAA